AUGCAGAAAGGAAGUAUAUCGAUUGGAAGCUUGAUGGCGAUAUGCAUGCUUGGAUGUAUGCUCUUUGUUAAGAUGCAUGGAGGAGUGCCACUGUUGAUGCAUGUGAUGCUACAAUGCAUGCUGAUCUUUGUAUUUAUUUUGAGCAUAUCAAUCUAUGGAGCAUUCCAAAUCAGGUGCUGUAGUGCAGAGAAUGAGGAGUAUGUAAAGAAGAUAGCACACUAUGAUAUGUUGUACAAGGAGUUUGUCAAAAAAUAA
This is a messenger RNA of Ordospora colligata OC4, 255 nucleotides long. RefSeq lists its product as uncharacterized. Lineage: Eukaryota; Fungi; Microsporidia; Ordosporidae. The record is from RefSeq and is a predicted model, not a curated record. The transcript has a single exon. Bases 1 to 255 code for a protein of 84 amino acids.